Molecule: messenger RNA, 120 nt
Organism: Acaulospora colombiana
Lineage: Eukaryota; Fungi; Glomeromycota; Glomeromycetes; Diversisporales; Acaulosporaceae
Source: the annotation of a GenBank genome assembly
GUCGUAGGAGAUCAAGAUGGACGAACGUUGCCGGUGGAGCGGCUUACCCAGAGCUAAGCGCCCGCGUAAACCUUUUCCAACUGAGUCUGCCGGGUGAUGUUCAAUCAACCCCCGAACUCG